GGCAUUCAGUUUCUGGUGGAGAAUGACCUGCUGCAGAGUUCCCCGGAGGACGUGGCCCAGUUCCUGUACAAAGGAGAAGGCCUGAAUAAGACGGUCAUCGGGGACUACCUGGGGGAAAGGGACGAGUUUAACAUCAAGGUUCUUCAGGCUUUUGUCGAACUGCACGAGUUUGCCGACCUCAACCUCGUACAAGCAUUAAGACAGUUCUUGUGGAGCUUCCGACUGCCCGGGGAGGCGCAGAAAAUCGACCGUAUGAUGGAGGCCUUCGCCUCGCGCUACUGCCUGUGCAACCCCGGCGUCUUCCAGUCCACAGACACGUGCUACGUGCUGUCGUUUGCCAUCAUCAUGCUCAACACCAGCCUGCACAACCACAAUGUGCGCGACAAGCCCACGGCCGAGCGCUUCAUCACCAUGAACCGUGGCAUCAACGAGGGCGGCGACCUGCCCGAGGAGCUGCUGCGGAACUUGUACGAGAGCAUUAAGAACGAGCCAUUCAAGAUCCCCGAGGACGACGGGAAUGACCUGACGCACACGUUCUUCAACCCCGACCGGGAGGGCUGGCUCCUGAAGCUGGGCGGGCGUGUGAAGACCUGGAAGCGGCGCUGGUUCAUCCUCACGGACAACUGCCUGUACUACUUCGAGUACACCACGGACAAGGAGCCCAGGGGCAUCAUCCCGCUGGAGAACCUCAGCAUCAGGGAGGUGGAAGACCCGCGGAAGCCCAACUGUUUUGAGCUUUACAACCCGAGCCACAAGGGCCAAGUCAUCAAGGCCUGCAAGACGGAGGCGGACGGCCGCGUGGUGGAGGGGAACCACGUGGUGUACCGGAUCUCGGCGCCCAGCCCUGAGGAGAAGGACGAGUGGAUCAAGUCCAUCAAGGCCAGUAUCAGCAGGGAUCCUUUCUAUGACAUGCUGGCCACGAGGAAGAGGCGGAUUGCCAACAAGAAGUAGAGGCGGCCUGGCUGCAGCAGGCCAAGAGCAGACGCGACCCCCGGCACCGGUGACCGGCAGCGGGCAGCACCGCACGCGCCGCUCGUGGUCCGCCAUGAAACCCCGCAGCGCUCCCGCGGCACGCCCUGGGCGGGGUGGGGUGAACACUCUAAAGCCACUGUUCUCAGAAUGGGAAAGGAAAAGCUACCACUGUUUUUAUGAGGAUUUUUUUCUCAGAUAUAUAGGAUUAUAGCUUUUAUAUGCCUUUUUAUACUCUGAAAUUAUAACGAAAGAUACUUUCUAACAGUAGUAUUUUUAGAAUGGCAGCUAUAAAUUUAACUCCUGAACACAAGCAUGUGCUGUGCACUGACCCCCACACAUGUGCACACGCACGCUCGCACGCACCAGGGCAGGCGUGGCCCCUUAGGGAGUGGGAAGGGUGCCCCUCCCUUCAGCCCCAGCCUCUGGGCCCACGGCUACCAUCUGAGUAAGCGAGGCCUAGACUGUGGUGACGGCGGCGUCAGGGUGGGCCCAGCACCGCUGAAGCCGAGAGCAAGCAGCUGCGGGACUGCGCUGCUGGGCCCCAGCACACGGCGGCCCCUGGCAGCCCGACGCCGCACACCAGCUCUGACCACAGCGCUGUGAAGACCCCAGGCGCACGCCAGUGUCUGUCACUGGGCCACUCACUUCACAUGUCCUCCCGCCAUGGUGGCACCUGGGCCGCUGACAGCAGGCCGGAGGGGGCACCGAGGGGCCCUGUGUGCUGGGGCCAGGCCUCUCCCCGUCAGGCGCCUCCUGCCCUGGGCCGCUUCCCCCCACCCGGGGUGCAGAGGUGCACCUGCAAGCUGCAGCAAAUCCAAGUCGAGGGAAGCAGCUCUGCUGUGCGCAGGGCACACCCCUGGGAGCCGCCCAGGGUCGGCAGCACCCUGUCUUGACGGCAGCUGCCGAGGGGCCGAGGCCCAGGCCCCCACUUCCUGCACAGGCUCGCUGCUGUGUCCAGGCCUCAAGGCUUCCUGACCUUCUCAUGCCUCGGAUCUGAAGCUGGAGUCGGUGAGGAUGGCGGGCAGCGUCCUUCCAGUGCCCGCCCGGGCGGCACACACUCCAGGGCCGGCCCCGCGUCUGCAGAGCUGGCUGUCUCGCGUGCUGGGAGAGGUGAGCCUGGCUGGAGUCACCUGGUGACGAACCUCUGCCUCACGGCCGCGGCGCCCACCACCAGGCACCUGCUCCAGGUCCUGCUGUGUCAGUAUUAACGGGAAGGGCCGGCGGCCCUCAGGCCUGCGUGGGACGGGCCUCUGCCAGGGCUGCCCGGAGCAAACAGCCUCAGUCCAUCCUGCUCCUCGCCCGACGCGUCCCAGCUCUGGCCAAAGACAAACUCCUGCGGAGAAACCCUGGGUGCGGAGGGCGCCUCCAGCCCAUCUCGCCGGCCCUGGACCCAGACGAGCAACGGGUCUUCGGGGUCACAGGUCACGUGUGAGCGGCAGACGGCUGAAUGUGGUACCAGGUGGAGUCAACACAGGAGCUCUUUACGGGUGAAGCAGGACGGCUGCUUCGAAGCGACGCCUAUUUUUCAAGUCACAAACGUGUUUAUCGACAUAGAUGUGCUUUGCGCAAAGUUAGGUCUGUUGUAGACCAGAAACCACGAGUUGUGAUUUCUCACUUCCUUGUUUUUCUUAGGAGCAUUUCUAUUGACAGUGAGUUAGUCGAUAUGUAAAUAGUGUAAUGUAUGCUGACCUCUGGAGUGUUUGUAAUUCAGUGUACAGACCCCACAAGCUGCAUGAAGAAAUAUUCUAUUGAUAUUGAUAUCAAAAUAUAUACUGAUAUUUUGUUGUAAAA
Molecule: messenger RNA, 2763 nt
Organism: Oryctolagus cuniculus (rabbit)
Lineage: Eukaryota; Metazoa; Chordata; Mammalia; Lagomorpha; Leporidae
Source: RefSeq, a predicted model, not a curated record